GGGAGAGCGGGAGCGGCCGCUGAGCGCGAGUCAGGGUUUGGAGGGGGUCCGAGGCCCCGGGGCUGUGAGCGGGGGGUGUCCCGGCUCCGGGUUGUACCGGCGGCGGAGUCGGCGAUGGGCGCUGCGGCUCAGGGUCUGGUGUCUCUGAUUCUGACCGAGUGGCUGUGGGUCGGUGCCGCCGCCGCCGCCGCCGCUCAGGAGGUUGGUGACGAAUGGCCAUAUGAUGACUGGCUGCAAUCUGUGAAACUGAACAGGCAUUUUGUAAAAGAAGGCUUUCACAGAGAGAUAGUGACUGAUGUUGAGUUUGGCGCAAGUGUCAGUUCAGACUGCUGUGUUAUGGUGAAGGAGCAGUUGCCCCAGGGACUUUAUGUGGAUCCAUAUGAACUGGCAUCUCACCAAGAGCAUAACAAAACGGAGGUGCUGGUCCUGGAUGUGAUUGAUAUUGAAGCUCCAGAGUACCUGUCAACUGUGCACUCGAUUCUCAUUUACCUGAAGCCUCACUCCAGACGCGCUGAUUAUUUCACUGCCACUGUACCUGUGCACAUCCGGUACCAUCGACCAACUAGUAUGGGAGACACCGUUACCUUGGUAACCCUUGCAGAUCCAGAGCUUAUGGUUCACUGUGAGAGAAGCCUUGUGCACGAAGGAGGAUUUAAACUUGCUUUGACCAAAGCUCCCUGCUCAGUAAGCAACCACAGUAUCUGUAACUGGAUAAAUGUUAAUUAUCAAACUGUUACAAGUACACUAUCACUACAGGUGCCUGUAGGUCAGACACAUCAUAUUGUGGCAGUUUCCACUGUGACAUUACUCACCACUGUGCUGUGUUGCAGUCUGCUUAUCAAAACUGUGUGGACAUAUGGAGAGUUUGAAUACUCAAUUCAGAGAUAAUUGGAGGACCCUAAGAGAUGAAGUUGCGAAACUGAUGAUUGCUUGAGUGGAAACCAUCUCAUCUAUUUGCAAUGAACAGUCCAGCUUUACAAGUGGCUCUGUUCUCUUUGACAAGCCUGGAGGGACUGCAGUUCAUUUUGUACGUUCCUGAAGACUCCUGGUCAUAUGGUCAGGUCUGCUAGAAAUGAGAUUUGUCAGAGCAGAUGGGAUUCACUUCAUUAUGCCCUCUGAUAAUAAUAACAAUAAUAAUUAUCCUUGCAUUUGAUAUAGCGCUUUUCACAUCUUUGAGAGAUCUCAAAGCUCUUCACAGAAUAUACUGUAAAGUGAAUUGACUGUAUAUUUGUGGGCAAAACGUGGCAGCUAAUUGCGCAGAGCAGUGUCUUACAAACACUAUAUAAAAUAAUAUAUAGAUAGCAAUCUGUAUCAAGUUAGUCCCAAAAUAGUAAGAGGCUUAUUUUCUGCACAUCCGUAGUUGCUUUCAGAGAGUGAAAUUGAUCGGUUUCCUUCAGCCACUCAGAAGCCACAAGUCAAUGAGCAUCUCAGAGGAUUGUCCACUUUCCUCUUUGGCACAGCACUUUAAAAUAGAUUUUUGUAAAUUGUCCUGGUGUAUGAGGGGUAUUUAUGGGUACAGUAUCUCUCAGAUUAACAUUGCACAGUCAUUUCAGUAAUGGGGUGAUUUGUGGAUUGCCAAAGAAGACUUCAAGAACAAGUCAGAUCAUCCUUGCUGAUGUUAAAGAUUAAAUGCUGAUGAUUAUCAUUGA
Messenger RNA from Callorhinchus milii (elephant shark), 1649 nucleotides. It is a transcript of the gene pigx, whose product is annotated as phosphatidylinositol glycan anchor biosynthesis, class X. Lineage: Eukaryota; Metazoa; Chordata; Chondrichthyes; Chimaeriformes; Callorhinchidae. The record is from RefSeq and is a predicted model, not a curated record. The transcript has 6 exons. Gene Ontology annotation, cellular component: endoplasmic reticulum membrane. The coding region runs from base 115 to 888 and encodes 257 amino acids. Gene Ontology annotation, biological process: GPI anchor biosynthetic process.